Dothidotthia symphoricarpi CBS 119687 is the source of this 765-nucleotide messenger RNA. RefSeq lists its product as uncharacterized. The transcript has 2 exons. The record is from RefSeq and is a predicted model, not a curated record. Lineage: Eukaryota; Fungi; Ascomycota; Dothideomycetes; Pleosporales; Dothidotthiaceae. Gene Ontology annotation, molecular function: 5'-deoxynucleotidase activity. The coding region runs from base 1 to 765 and encodes 254 amino acids. Gene Ontology annotation, cellular component: cytoplasm.
AUGGCGGUCGACGAAGCCACCCAGACGAACGGCAACCCAGCGCCCACCGCGGGACAACUGGACGCAAAAGACGCGAAAGAGAGUGCCUGGUCGGUCGAGAGCGUCCUCGCCGAAAUUACCCCCCGCUACGCUGAAAACACCGAUUCUCCCGUCCCCUUCUUCCACCUCCUAGAGCGCCUGAAGACGACCCCACGUGCAGGAUGGCGCCGCUUUGGCAUCGACAAGUGCGAGAGCAUCUCCGACCACAUGUACCGCAUGAGCAUCAUCACCAUGAUGGCGCCCGCGUCUCUCACCAGCAAACUCGACAUCCUCAAGUGCUGCCGCAUGGCGCUCAUUCACGACAUGGCCGAAUCGCUGGUCGGCGACAUCACGCCUGUAGACCCAGUGUCCAAAGAGGAGAAAUCGCGCCGCGAGAGUGAGACCAUGGACUACAUCUGCACCACACUGCUCGGCAAGUUCAACGGCGGGUUGAACGGGAAAGAUGUCAGGGCGAUAUGGCAGGAGUACGAGGAUAGCGAGACACCAGAUAGUCUAUUCGUGCACGACGUCGACAAGAUUGAGCUGCUAUUGCAAAUGAUCGAGUACGAGAGGGCGCAUAAAUGCGAGUUGGAUCUGGGAGAGUUCACUUGGGUUUCGCAGAAGAUUCAGAGUGACGAGGUCAAGGGGUGGGCUGAGCAAGUGUUCCGCGAGAGGCAAGACAUGUGGAAGGCCGCGGGCAAGACACCGACUUGGAGGGCAAACACCGAACCAAAGGAGAAGGCAUAG